UUGUUUUAUUUGUUUACAUGGUUGUAUAGUAGAUACAUAAUUGCUAUAAAAUUCUAUUUUUUACAGAACUUUUUAAGUCGAAAAUAUAAUUGACCAGAAAUGAAGUUUAAUUAUUUGACCCGCAAUCUUUACUUAACAUCAUUCAGACAAUUUAACUGGAAAUAUCCUUAUCCUAAACAGUUGCAACCAUCUCCACCAGAAAAAGAUGUUAUUGAUCCUGAAAAUACUUUUAAAAUAGAUAAUCCUCUAAGUGAAAAUGACAGAUUUAAUAAUGAGUGCAUUAACAGAAAUCCUCGUAACUUAGAACAAAUGUUGCUAGAGAUCAAACCUAAUGGCUUUCCUCUUGAUGCACCUGAUAGAGUAUUUUGGAAUAAAUUGCAUUUUGAAAGAAGUGGAAAGCAUACUGCUGCAAAAGUUGUUCAUAACAGUGGCCGCACUAUUGUUUCAGCUUCUACACAAGAGUGGGCAAUAAGAAAACACCUUAAAAGCACCAUUGACAAAACUGCAGUGUAUAAUAUUGCUCGCAUUCUAGCUCAGAGGUGCUUAGAAAGUGGAAUAUACUUUGUAAGCAAAGAAUUUAGUGCACAUGAGUUACAAACAAAUAAGGUUCAACUUCUAUUGAAAACAUUAGAAGAAAAUGGACUAAAAACUGAAGAACUUAGUGCAAUUAGACCAAAGGAUGAACAUUAUCUCUGAUUUGCAUUAUGUAAUUUUAGUAACUAUGUAAAUACUGUUUCUUAUAUGUUGCUUAUAUAUAUAAAAUAAAAUAAGAAAUCCA
Argiope bruennichi is the source of this 778-nucleotide messenger RNA. It is a transcript of the gene mRpL18, whose product is annotated as 39S ribosomal protein L18, mitochondrial-like. Gene Ontology annotation, cellular component: ribosome; mitochondrion. The record is from RefSeq and is a predicted model, not a curated record. NCBI's taxonomy places the organism in Eukaryota, Metazoa, Arthropoda, Arachnida, Araneae, Araneidae. Bases 100 to 696 code for a protein of 198 amino acids. Gene Ontology annotation, biological process: translation. The transcript is spliced from 5 exons. Gene Ontology annotation, molecular function: structural constituent of ribosome; 5S rRNA binding.